UGUUGUGUGUGUGGUUUUGUGUGUGUGUGUGUGUGGUGUGUGUGUGUGUGUGUGUGUGUGUGUGUGUGUGUGUGUGUGUGUGUGUCAGAAAGGGGAGAAACAGCGGUUUAGUUUUUGAAUGUCAAAAAGAAAUGUAGUGGGUCAUUUCACUAAGUCGUAGUUUGCGGCUACACACACACACACACACACACACACACACACACACAUUGUGCAACGCUGAAGCGGCUUCACAGCGACUGAACUCCACUCAGGGGCAUGGAGGCGAACAGUUCAGGACUCAUAAGAAAAAGACGACGAGAGGAACCAAAUGGAGACACGGACAAAGACGUCCGAGGUGGAAAAACAGCAAGGACUUCGAACCUGACAGAACCUGCACCUUUUUCUGAUCAGCUGGAGUCCACACCAUACACUCGUGUUAACCUAAAGGAAGCCCGUGAUGGCACACCAGUGCGUGUGUACGCUGACGGGAUUUUUGACAUGUUUCAUUCUGGGCACGCUCGAGCCCUGAUGCAGGCGAAAUGUCUUUUUCCAAACACUCAUCUCAUUGUGGGCGUGUGCAGUGAUGCUUUGACACACAAGCUGAAAGGCUUUACUGUAAUGAACGAGGACGAGCGGUACGAUGCAGUGAGUCACUGUCGCUAUGUGGACGAGGUGGUCAGGGACGCCCCGUGGACCCUAACACCAGAGUUCCUGGCCGAACACAGAAUUGACUUUGUUGCCCAUGACGACAUCCCGUACGUUUCAGAUGAGAGUGAUGACGUUUACAAGCACAUAAAGGAGGCUGGCAUGUUUGCACCUACACAAAGGACAGAGGGCGUCUCUACCUCUGACAUCAUCACACGCAUCGUCCGGGACUACGAUGUUUACGUUCGACGCAAUCUGCAGAGAGGCUACACUGCCAAGGAGCUUAACGUCAGCUUCAUCAAUGAAAAGAAGUACCACCUUCAGGAGCAUGUGGAUAAGGUGAAGCAGAAGGUACGAGACGUGGAGGAGAAGAGUAAAGAGUUUGUGCAGAGGGUGGAGGAGAAAAGCAUCGACCUUAUCCAGAAGUGGGAGGAGAAAUCGCGCGAGUUCAUCGGCAACUUCCUGCAGAUGUUUGGACCAGACGGGGCACUGAAGCACAUGCUGAAUGAAGGGAAAGGGCGCAUGCUGCAGGCUAUCAGCCCCAGACAUAGCCCCAGCAGCAGCCCCACCUGGGAAGAGCGCUCUCCUUCUCCAACAUUCCGUCUUCCGUUCUUCACCAAAACCCUCCCGUCCGACACACGCAACAUCAGCGAGGACGACGAGGACUAGAGGGCUUAAGGACUGGUAUUCCUGUUUUAACCUCAAGGCAAGAGUGUCUAUUGAGAGUCCUAAACUGUAACACAGCUUUUAGGUUGAUCUAUUGUAGAAGUUUGAUUAGGACCACAGGGCUGCAUUAAUUACAGGGUCAGUAAGACUUCCUGGACUGAAAUGAUUCUUAGAUUUAAUCAGUGUUCGCUUGCAUCUUUUAUACACUUUUGAUUUGUGCACAAGUUCUUCAGUUCAGCAUGACUCUCACUGCACACCACUGUGAAACUUACCGUUACCGUCAAAGCACAUUAGACCAUUGUUUGUUUGCUGGUAGUUUUUUUAACUUCUUAACGGUCCAACAAACAACAAUCCACAUCCACCUGGAAAAAGGAACAAGGGAUAGUUCAGGUAAAAUUGAAAUGGACCACUUUGAGUCACAUCGGGAUUCGGUGUGUGGCUUUAGGUUUAUCGAGGUGCUACAAUGAUCAAUCAAGCGAACAGGUCUGGAAAACUUAUAGCUACCAGUUUAUCAUAUACCACGGAAUCAAAAGUCUAUAUGAAAUAACCGUUUAUAAAAAGUGUCAAUUUUCCGCAUGUAUUUUAUACAUUAUCACUGGGCCCAGUAACGACUAAUAAUGACUUUAGCUAUGUGACGUUUUCUAAAUGCUAAACUGUUAGAUAUCUAAUGCUUGUGAGUUUAAACUAAAACCUAAAGAUGGCUUGCCUGAUUAACUACAUCUGAGGUUUUAGUUUUUUGGGGCCAAAUUGUUCCUUUAAAGCUUAAUACGUUCCUCUUUUUGUUCCAAUGUAAACCACAUGGAGGCUACAAACACUGGAUCUGCUGCCAUUCUGGAGAAACUGAACAUAAUCAUUUCCCUGUGAGGGUGAAAAGUUAUUGCAUGUGUGUUCCGAUGGCAUGCGUGUGCAAAGUCAAAUGACUAUUUUUUUAAGUCUUAAUUUUAUGACUCUAAUCAUAUUUGCUUCAUAAUCAGUGUCUUUCUAAUCUGCCACAAUAAAUGUGUUAUUCCUUUUGCGA
This is a messenger RNA of Silurus meridionalis, 2308 nucleotides long. RefSeq names its product phosphate cytidylyltransferase 1A, choline b (gene pcyt1ab). Gene Ontology annotation, cellular component: endoplasmic reticulum. The transcript is spliced from 9 exons. The record is from RefSeq and is a predicted model, not a curated record. The coding region runs from base 256 to 1293 and encodes 345 amino acids. Lineage: Eukaryota; Metazoa; Chordata; Actinopteri; Siluriformes; Siluridae. Gene Ontology annotation, biological process: CDP-choline pathway. Gene Ontology annotation, molecular function: phosphatidylcholine binding; choline-phosphate cytidylyltransferase activity.